This is a messenger RNA of Pyricularia pennisetigena, 345 nucleotides long. RefSeq lists its product as uncharacterized. Bases 1 to 345 code for a protein of 114 amino acids. The transcript has 2 exons. The record is from RefSeq and is a predicted model, not a curated record. Lineage: Eukaryota; Fungi; Ascomycota; Sordariomycetes; Magnaporthales; Pyriculariaceae.
AUGGCGCCCUGCCCUUACCGAAUUGUUUAUCCGGGUCCUAAUAAUGGGAAAGUGGCAUUCAAACGCGAUGAAAUGCUCCCUGGCCACUUCAUUCGAUAUGAUGUCCAAAAUGGAACAAAACAGCGAUUGCCAGAUUGGUGGCACCUGAGUGAAAGCAUGAGUUUUACCGCACAGGAUGGCGUUAUUUACAACCGUGGCGACUUUCUAGAAGUAGACACUGGUUCAGCGAUUAACUCCAUCGCCCUGCUUCUCGAAGUGCGCCAAAAGUAUCUGCGGGUUUUUUUGGAUGUAUCGAUCGAGCGACAUGCUGGCAAAACCAAGAACGGAGUGUUCCGGACUUUAUAA